AUGUCGGACACCUCGGACACUGCGAUACAGCCCGUCGAAAAGAAGCAGGGGAAGGGAUGGCGCUUCUGGGCAAUCUACAUCUCACUUUGUGUGUCGAUCCUGCUAGCUGCGGUUGAGUCGACAGUCACAUCAACCGCUUUGCCGUUCAUCUCGGAUGAAUUGCGCGCGGGCGAGGACUAUGUUUGGUUUGUCAACUCAUUCUUCCUCACGAGUGCUUGUUUCCAACCCUUAUUUGGACAGACUGCGGAUCUCUUCGGACGACGAUGGCUGAUGAUUGGCGCUGUGGCCUUCUUCGUACUCGGCAGCGGUAUCAGCGGCGGUGCUAUCAACUCUGCCAUGAUGAUCGCUGGCCGAACAAUCCAAGGAAUUGGUGGAGGUGGUAUCAAUGUGAUGAUCGAUAUGAUCGUCAGCGACCUCCUGCCAUUGCGUGAAAGAGGAAACUUUAUGGGGAUGAUCUUCGCCGUGUUCUCCAUUGGCACCUCCCUCGGUCCGUUUAUUGGUGGUGCGCUGGUACAACAUAGUUCCUGGCGAUGGGUGUUCUAUCUGAAUCUGCCAAUUGGCGGAACUGCUCUCGUCUGCUUAUUCUUCUUCCUACAUGUCAAUUACCAGAAAGAGCCCUGGCAAAAAAAGCUCAAACGGAUUGAUUAUAUCGGCAACGCGCUACUCAUGACCUCCAUCGUUUCGAUCCUGCUGGCCCUCACCUGGGGCGGUACCGCCUAUCCCUGGUCCAACUGGCGCAUCAUCAUUUGUCUGACGCUCGGAUUUGUCGGCAUGAUACUUUUCCAUCUGUACGAGGCCAGCCCGUGGUGCCCUGAGCCCAUGAUGCCGCCACAUAUCUUCGGCAACCGGACCUCCUUUUCCGCUCUGAUCGUAUCCUUCAUCCACAACAUGCUCACCUUCUGGGUCGUCUACUUCAUACCCGUGUACUUCCAGUCGGUCAAGCUAUCGAGCUCGACUCGCGCUGGUGUGCAGUUCCUGCCCAGUGUGAUCCUCGCCGUGCCAACCGCUAUGGUCGCAGGUAUCAUCCUCACGAAAUGGGGCCGCUACCAGCCCAUGCACGCCGUUGGCAUGGGUCUAGCUUUGUUAGGGCUGGGCCUCUUCACACGCCUGGAUGCCGAUUCGAGCGAUGCAGAAUGGAUCAUUUACCAGAUCAUCACCGCCAUCGGUCUCGGUCUUCUGCUCACGACGACCCUGGCCGCGGUGCAGGUUGGCCUGGAAGAGAAGGACGUUGGUCUGGCCACCGCCACCUGGGCGUUUAUUCGCAGCUACGGCGCCAUUUGGGGCAUCUCCAUUCCGGCUGCUAUAUUCAACACGCAGUUUGGGCGCUUGUCCAAUCGUAUCUCAGACCCUGCCGUUGCGGCGCAGCUUGCCGGCGGGGAGGCUUACUCUCAUGUCUCAGCUACUUUCAUCAAGUCUCUGGAGCCUCAGGUUCGGGAUGAAGUCAUCAGCGUGUACUCUGAUACGCUGAAGCUGGUCUGGCAGGUUUCGCUCGCGUUUGCUGCUCUGGGAUUUAUUAUCGUCUGGUUUGAAAAGCAGAUCAAGCUGCGCACGGAGUUGGAGACCGAGUAUGGGAUCAUGGAUCCGAAAAAGGAGAAGGACAGUGAGGCGGAUGUUGCAGCUUAA
This is a messenger RNA of Aspergillus bombycis, 1623 nucleotides long. RefSeq names its product Major Facilitator Superfamily protein. Gene Ontology annotation, biological process: transmembrane transport. The coding region runs from base 1 to 1623 and encodes 540 amino acids. The transcript is spliced from 3 exons. Lineage: Eukaryota; Fungi; Ascomycota; Eurotiomycetes; Eurotiales; Aspergillaceae. Gene Ontology annotation, molecular function: transmembrane transporter activity. The record is from RefSeq and is a predicted model, not a curated record.